UCCCAUCUUUCCUUUCGGCUCCUACACGCCGAGGAACAAGGUCGUGAGAAGGGGAGAUCUUGGUGGUGCUGCCAUUUCUACGGUCUUAGGGCUCUGCCCCUUUCGCAGAACUUCCAACAGCGCCAUGUUGGGACAGAGCGUCCGGAGGUUCACAACCUCUGUGGUCCGUAGGAGCCACUAUGAGGAAGGCCCAGGGAAGAAUUUGCCAUUUUCAGUGGAAAACAAGUGGCGAUUACUACUUAUGAUGACUCUGUACUUUGGAUCUGGAUUUGCUGCACCUUUUUUUAUAGUAAGACAUCAGCUGCUUAAGAAAUAAGGAUGUUUUAAUUACUCCAUCAAACAGAUGUGAAAAGGAACAUUUUAAGAGGUGCAGUCUCUUUGAAAAAUGGAUCAAACUCUUGUUUUCAACAUACUCAAUAUGUUUGUAAAUAAACUUAUGGCAUGCAUCCUUAAUGCCUCUUCUCUGAAACAUGGGAUGUAAUAGUUGUGCUUACUUUUUUAUUUGGGAAAUAUUCCAAGAUUAGUUUGUUUGGUCAAAUUAGUGUGUGAUUUAGCCUGUUUCUUGUUUUUAGAUUUUGAGGUUUUAUUUAAUUUUUGAUACUAGGUCAGGACCUUGUUGGUAAUUUAUGUUAUUAAAAAUGCAAACUUGA
Molecule: messenger RNA, 650 nt
Organism: Zalophus californianus (California sea lion)
Lineage: Eukaryota; Metazoa; Chordata; Mammalia; Carnivora; Otariidae
Product: cytochrome c oxidase subunit 7C, mitochondrial
Exons: 3
Coding region: 125-316 (63 amino acids)
Biological process (GO): mitochondrial electron transport, cytochrome c to oxygen
Source: RefSeq, a predicted model, not a curated record